Messenger RNA from Mus caroli (Ryukyu mouse), 2864 nucleotides. RefSeq names its product sideroflexin 1 (gene Sfxn1). Gene Ontology annotation, cellular component: mitochondrial inner membrane. The record is from RefSeq and is a predicted model, not a curated record. Lineage: Eukaryota; Metazoa; Chordata; Mammalia; Rodentia; Muridae. Gene Ontology annotation, biological process: monoatomic ion transport; serine import into mitochondrion. Gene Ontology annotation, molecular function: monoatomic ion transmembrane transporter activity.
GCUGGUGAGUUGGAAGGCGGAGGAGUUUCAUACUCAGUCCUUCAUGCCAGGGGCUGCAGAUACAAAACUCACUUGGUAUUCCUAAGGGGUCUAAUUUUAGAGCCAGGAUCUGGGACGAUGUCUGGGGAAGUGCCACCCAACAUUAACAUCAAGGAGCCUCGAUGGGACCAGAGCACGUUCAUUGGCCGAGCCAGUCACUUCUUCACGGUUACUGAUCCCAGAAACAUCCUUUUAACGAACGAACAGCUAGAGAAUGCGAGGAAAGUGGUGCAUGAUUACAGGCAAGGAAUCGUUCCUGCCGGCCUCACGGAAAAUGAGCUAUGGAGAGCGAAGUACGCGUAUGACUCGGCCUUCCAUCCUGACACCGGUGAAAAGAUGACUCUGAUAGGAAGAAUGUCAGCUCAGGUCCCGAUGAACAUGACCAUCACGGGCUGCAUGAUGACCUUCUACCGGACCACACCGGCUGUGCUCUUCUGGCAGUGGAUAAACCAGUCCUUCAAUGCCGUGGUCAACUACACCAACAGAAGCGGUGACGCUCCCCUCACUGUGAAUGAGCUGGGAACGGCUUAUGUUUCUGCAACCACUGGCGCUGUGGCAACGGCCCUUGGACUCAAUGCCUUAACCAAGCGUGUCUCGCCACUGAUAGGACGUUUUGUUCCCUUCGCUGCUGUAGCUGCUGCUAACUGCAUUAACAUCCCUCUGAUGAGACAAAGGGAGCUCAAGGUUGGUAUUCCUGUCACUGAUGAAAAUGGCACUCGUUUGGGAGAAUCGACCAACGCAGCAAAGCAAGCCAUCACGCAGGUGGUCAUUUCCAGGAUCCUUAUGGCAGCCCCGGGCAUGGCAAUCCCUCCGUUUAUCAUGAACACCUUGGAGAAGAAAGCCUUUUUAAAGAGGUUCCCGUGGAUGAGUGCGCCAAUUCAAGUCACGUUGGUUGGCUUUUGUUUGGUAUUCGCCACCCCUCUGUGCUGUGCUCUGUUUCCUCAGAAGAGUUCCAUGUCUGUGACAAGCUUGGAGGAUGAGUUGCAAGCAAGCAUCCAAAGGACUCAUCCUGAAAUACGGCGUGUGUACUUUAACAAGGGCCUGUGAAGCCAAGAUCAAGCGCUGGAGGCCGGAGCCAUCUGUGAGCCCCCCUAAGCCACAGCAGUGAGGAGAUUUGUAUGCCGGGGCAUUCAAAAGCCUCUACAAGAUCUUCGUUAAGAGUCAAGCUGCCGGUCAGGAGUCUGACAUUUGAAUCGUGUUGUGAUUUACAAAAAAAAAAAAAAAAAAAAAAAAAAAAAAAAAAAAAAAAAAAAAAAAACCUUCUGGUAGAUUUUAAUGAUGCCAUUUCUCCAAAGCCCCCACUGUAAGGUUUCAAAAGCACUGGUAGGCAUAGCAUAGAUGUUCCAGUUACACACUCAGUAAACACUGGUUAUCAGUCAUUGGAAAGGUUACCUGCGCAACCACCAGAUUCCAUUUCUACUUCUCUUCCCCAGAGGUCUCAGCAAUGAAUCGGGAAGACACGAAAAAGGUCUAAGACUAAAUAUCCAAAUUAUAAAUACUAAGGAAACUUUGUUUCCAGUUUGGCAAUGGUCCAGUCCAAAGUAGAACCUCAAUUGAAAAGACUGAGGUUCAGAGCAUCAACACUCCAUACACCUCCCGAAGUCAGCCAUAGACCGGUUUUUUUUUUUUUCAGAAGUGAAACCAUUGUCCCUAUAUGCCUCUUUUUUCCCCCUCUUUUUUUUUUCCAUCCUUGUAGAAUUCUCCCUGCUUUCAGGAAGAUACAAAGAAACCACAUGAACUAGUCCAGCAUCUGUGGACAUUGUGCUAUGUUCCACCUUGUUUGAAGACUGUGAAACAGUGUGGCAUGCCCACAUCUCUAUAGUGAUUUUUACAUGUGAUGUAUUCAGUGUAGCUGAGGUCACUUUGGAAGUCUGUGGCUGUUCCAUGUCCUAGGCAAGCCACUUGUUAACCCUGAGUGACAAUCUUUAUUAAUCAUUGUUAAUUCAGAGAUUUGUACGUGAGAAAACAACAACAACAAAAUUAGAGACUAGCUAGUUUCUGUAGGUUAUUUUUCCCAAUAAUGUUUCCAGAUUGAAUUUCCUCAUAGAGAAAAAAAAAAUUGUGUGCCUUGUGUCUGUGCUUCUCUGCUCUCUGAAAGGAUGGAUGGAUCUGAAGUUCUCAGCCCUCCCCCCACACUGCUGGAAUCUUCUGUAGAGCUGCCUGCCAAGCCACCUGAAACACAGUGGCUCCCUGUGACACUCAGGCCUCAGAUGAGCCUCGCUUGCCUUCACUGCUUCUGUUUUAAACAGUGGUAAAAACCUGGCGUUCAAGGCAGAGUCCACAGGUGCUUAAAGGACACUUUCAGAAGAAGCUGAAGGCCUUGAGGUCUGCCCACCCAGCCGAUCUCGGAGUCCUGGCCCCAGUGCAUGUGUAGCUCUAAGAACAUGAAGUAGCUGGUUGCAAGAUGGACCAACUCACCAAGUGUCGGCCGAGAUAGUGAGAAACGCACAGUAGACAUGGAGCUGGGCUCUUUUAAAUUUGUUUUGUGAAGUUUCAGCCUCUUGAUGCUUUUGUAUAGGAAUACUCACUGUGUGGUUUAAUCAUGAUUUAUUUAAAAAAAAAAAAAAGAACAAAUGAACGAAAAUUGGCAAUCUUUGCUGAUCUUCUAAAAAUACUUUUUUUUUUCCUGAAGAAAAAAAAGCCACACGAAGUGCAAUAGGGUUGUGCGGCGACUCAUUGAUAUUUCUCUGACGUGAGAUAGAGUUGUGUAUGUGUGACUGGCUAGCAGCUAUCAGUAUUAGCGAGGUCUCUUGCCGAUAUCAGAGUCAAUGUGUCAUUUCAGUUUAACUGGAUGAACUGUCAAAUAAAGAAAUGCAGAAUGAAAA